Molecule: messenger RNA, 1020 nt
Organism: Plasmodium berghei ANKA
Lineage: Eukaryota; Apicomplexa; Aconoidasida; Haemosporida; Plasmodiidae
Product: BIR protein
Exons: 3
Coding region: 1-1020 (339 amino acids)
Source: RefSeq, a predicted model, not a curated record
AUGAAUGACUAUGUGUGUAGAAGGUUCCUUCUUGUAAGGAACUGGUUUCCCGAUCAAUUAAAUAGUGAAGGAAAGUAUUAUUUUAAUGAUGAUAAAAAUUUCAAAGAGUAUUGUAAUAAUAAAAUCUGCAAUACUGAUCUUGAAAAAAUUAAUGCUGGAUGUUUAUUGUUAUUUAAUCAAUUCUUUGGAAGUUCUACUUCGUUUAAGUAUCAUAAUAACAUCAAUAUUGUUGAUUACAUUAUGAUAUGGUUAAGUUAUAUGUUAAACCUAAAGAAAAAUGAAAGAAACAAGAAUCUAGAAUAUUUUAAUAAAAUAUAUAUAAAUAAUGAUAAGUAUCAAACGUCUAUAGACAAAGUUGGAGAUUGUAGUAAUUAUAAGGAUCUUAUAGAUAAAAAAAAAUAUUUUUUGGAUAUUUCUAAUGAAAAUAUGUCUAAAAUUUAUAAUUUAUUUAAAAUUUUAUGUAAUAUGUAUACUGAUUUUGAUAAAAAGAAUCCAGAUUGCGCGAAAUAUAUACCAAAAGCUAAUGAAUUUGUUAAAAACUAUCAAGAACUUUAUGGAGAUUCUAGUAUUACUGAAGAUAGUCCAUAUUAUAAAUUAUUGUCUACACUAUCAAAUGAUUAUGAUAAUUUUAAAAAGGAAUGUAGCGAUGCUAAUUGUAAGGAUAUUCCACCCCUUCAAUUGAUUGAAAAAACACAAGUUACUGUAAAUUUAUCUGAACAUACUUCUAAACAAAUUUCUAAACAAACUGUAGAAACUUCUGAACAAAGUCCUAAACAAAGUCCUAAACAAAGUCCUGAACAAACUGUACAAACUGUACAAAAAUUAGAACAAAUUUCUGAAGUUACAUCAUCAAGUUCAUCGAUAGGAAACAAAUUAUUUACAAUUUUAUCGAUAUUUGGUGCAAUAGCAUUUUUUUUAGGAAUUUCAUAUAAGUAUUCGUUAUUUGGAUUUCGGAAACGAGCUCAAAAACAAUAUUUAAGAGAAAAAAUAAAAAAUAUAAAGAAGAGAAUGAAUCAUUAA